UGCACUUCACGGUUUUGCACGUAGACCAGCUUAAAAUUUCUAUAUAACUUGAAACAUUUUCCGCUAAAAUAUUCUUGCAGGUUUAAACAGAAAAGAAAAGUCGCUGAAGCAACAUUGAGAUCAAGAUGCCUAGUGAUUAUUUAGUAUCAAAAUGGAAGAUGUGGUUUAAGUGUCUGGACGUAAAGCAUGACGGAAAAAUAGCAAAGGCUGACAUGGAUGCUGCAGAUUCGACAUUCGUCCACUUGCAUCACAUUGAGGCAGAGCCGCGAAAAGUUAUUCUGAAACAGUUGGCAGAGUGGUGGGACGAAUACAUAUUCCACCACAAACCCGGUCCACUAUCCGAACAGGAUUUCGUUGAUAAUCUCAAUCGAGAACUCCAGGCUGGUAAAGAGGCAUUUAAACAACGAAUGACCGUCUGCAUGAAGACCAUAUUUGACAUUCUUAACAUAAGUCACGAAGGCUCUAUGACGCAAAACGAAUUCGUCAUUGCCUUCAGGUCAUCUGCUCAUGAAAAUUUAAAACUUGAUUCUGACUUCUUUUAUUCUUAUAAUCCCGUUGAUGGCAAGGUGCCCGUUCAGAAAAUAUGCGACUCUUGGGUUCAGUUUACAACAUGUGAGGACUCCUCACUUAAGGAUGUUGUCAAAGAAGCUUUCGAAGCUGGAGUGUAGAUGACCAGAAUAAAUUGCCUUCAUUAUAUCAUGUAAUUGAAUUUAACGGACUGCCAUAAUGAUGUCAUGUAAAUGAAUGGUACAAUUGUAAUUGUUUUCCAUAUUUGAAACUUAUGUUGAUGGUUGAUCAUACUUUAACAUAUAUCAGCAAUUUAUAUAAGAUACAAGUGUCUAUACAGGAAGAGACAGUCAAGCUAAAUAAACAUAUGAAUCUGAA
Ruditapes philippinarum (Manila clam) is the source of this 885-nucleotide messenger RNA. RefSeq names its product sarcoplasmic calcium-binding protein-like. The coding region runs from base 126 to 668 and encodes 180 amino acids. The record is from RefSeq and is a predicted model, not a curated record. Lineage: Eukaryota; Metazoa; Mollusca; Bivalvia; Venerida; Veneridae. The transcript is spliced from 3 exons.